This is a messenger RNA of Ascoidea rubescens DSM 1968, 4515 nucleotides long. It is a transcript of the gene MET5, whose product is annotated as sulfite reductase (NADPH) subunit beta. The transcript is spliced from 2 exons. Gene Ontology annotation, biological process: sulfate assimilation. The coding region runs from base 1 to 4515 and encodes 1504 amino acids. Gene Ontology annotation, cellular component: sulfite reductase complex (NADPH). NCBI's taxonomy places the organism in Eukaryota, Fungi, Ascomycota, Saccharomycetes, Ascoideales, Ascoideaceae. Gene Ontology annotation, molecular function: sulfite reductase (ferredoxin) activity; iron-sulfur cluster binding; FMN binding. The record is from RefSeq and is a predicted model, not a curated record.
AUGAGCUCCUCUAUUUCUCAGACCGAAACAAUUUCCCAUGUUGUUUCUUCUCUCCCAGGAACCAUUUUCACAACAAACCCUUCGAAGACUGUAAGUCCAGACUCCUUUACUUCAUACAUAUCAAGCUCGAUUCCAAACAAUGUCAAGCUUUUUAAAUUGAUCGAGUCAAACGAUCCUUUGGAUUUGAUCUAUGAUUACAUCUCCUCUGAGAGAGACGAAUCCUUUUCAUUGACUGUCACAACAAACUCGAAUAUUGUAUUGUCUUCGUUGCCUGUUUUGAAAAAGUUCAGCAACUUUCCAAUUGUUUUUCAUGUCGAGUUAAUUGACUCGAAUUACCAAGUUUUAACUAGUUUAAAAGAUUUGAAUAACUUUAUUAUACUAAACACUUUGAAUUCCAUAGACUCUCACGAUAUAUCCAUAGCAUCCUAUGCAAUUGCUAAAGUCUUGAACAAACCGGUUAUACAUUUUUUUAAUCCCAAUUCUGAUACUAGUUCGAAUAACAAAUUCGACUUAUCUCCCAAACCAAGUGUUUUAAACAUUACUCAUCAGAUCAUCGAUUCUUUUUCCUCCAGUGGAAAAGAAAAUGAACAACAAGAGACCUCAGAAAACAAAGAUCUUGAAAACCCAGCUUUGAAGAAGAACGAUUCAAUUGUCAUUUAUACUGCAUUUCAAAUUCUCAAAAAGAAAUUUAACAGAUCUUAUUCAUUUUUCGAAUCAUCUGCUUCAAUAAAUUCAGCUACAACUGAUAUAUUUCUAAUUUUAGGCAGCUUAUAUUCAGCCUUGUCAAAUAAUUUCAACAAACUUAUUGUUCCAGUGUUUAUCAGAGUUUAUAGACCAUGGUCCGUUGAUGAUCUCAAAAAGAUAUUGUCUUCCUCCUUUAACAACUCCUUAAAUUUGUCUUUAAUUACACAAUCGCAAUGGCAAGCCUUUUCAAAUUAUUCUCCUCUACUAUUAGAUCUUUUUUCAAAUAUCGAAUCUUUUAACCCAACUGAUUUUUUUAAAAAAAUUGUUUCUUACAAUCUCAAAUCAAUAAAAAAUGACAAAAAUUCAACUAAUGAAUUCGUUUCCCAGGUUAUUUCUAAUAACAAUCUUCCCAAGCCUGUUCAAAACUUAUCCUUAGGCUCUUCAUCUUCCACUGCUUCUAACAAAAAUCAAUUGUCUAAUUUAGCUGUUGCUGAAAAAGUCACUUCUUUAGAAAACUUAACCUAUGUUAAAUUACUAAAGCAAGUAUUUUCAGAUUCUUUGGAAGUCAUUAAUUCCUUCAAUUUAGCCGAAGUGGGUUCAAUUUCUACUCCUGAAUUUGGUUAUGGUAAAUUUUUAAGGAACGAAGAAAAUCGAAAAGUUCUAAUAAAUUUGAUUCAGUCCAUAGUCCAUAGUGACUCAUCGGCCAAUAAUUCCAUCAAAGUUGAUUUUGAUAGUUCCACUAAACAAGAACUAAUUCAAUUAUUAACAAGAUGGUUAAUUUUAAGUAUAACCAAAGUCAGAAAAUUCGAUUUUUGGAGUGAAAUUAAUGAUAUUUCUAGAAAAGUCAUUGCUUUAUUAAAUAAAGACAUAUUUUCAAGUACUGCAACUAAAAUCCUUGAAUAUAAACACUAUUUCUUCUUUAAUUAUCAGUGGAUUAUUGGUUCGGAUUUAUGGGCGUAUGAUAUUGGUUCUUCUGGUUUACACAAUGUUUUAAAAUCAGAUAAAAAUAUCAAUUUAAUGAUUAUCGACAACACUCCUUUCAGUUCAAAAAAAGAACAGGUGGAAUGUUUAACUCAAAAAAAGAAAGAUAUUGGUCUUUAUGCUAUGAAUUACGGCGGUUGUUAUGUUGCAUCAAUUGCUAUUUAUGCGUCAUAUACUCAAUCUUUAGAAUCUUUAAUUGAAGCUGCUAAUUUUCAAGGACCCUCCAUUGUUUUGGCUUAUUUACCCUUUGAAAAUGAGAAUGUUAAUACUUUAGAUAUUCUCAAAGAAACUAAAAGAGCUGUUGAUGCUGGCUAUUGGCCUCUUUAUCAUUUUGAUUCUUCAGCAAUUGACGACGAUCAGCAAUUUCAACUAGAUUCACCUAAAAUUAAAAAAGAUUUGGAAGAUUUUCUUGAUAGAAAUAACAAACUUACUCUAUUAGCAAAAAGAAAUCCUGUUUUUAAACGUUCAAUAGCUCAAAAUUCAUUAGGUGAAAAUGUUGGCUAUGCUUUGAAAGAUUCAACAAAAAAUGCAUUUGGUGAUUUGUUGAAAGGGCUAUCUGGUCCAAAUUUAACCAUUGCUUUUGCUUCUGAUGGAGGAAAUGCUGAAUCAUUGGCUAGGAGACUUAAUAACCGGGCAACUGGAAGAAAUUUCGGCAGUAAAGUUAUAUCAAUGGAUGAAAUAUCAGUUGAUGAAUUAAUAUCUUAUGAAAAUUUAAUUUUAAUAUCUUCAACAUCUGGUCAAGGUGAAUUCCCACAAAACGGUAAAGCAUUUUGGGAUCAAUUAAAGGGAUCGAGUAAUUUAGAUUUGAAUGGGCUUAAUUUUUCUGUUUUUGGUUUGGGUGAUUCUGAAUAUUGGCCCAGAAAGGAAGAUAAAAAAUACUAUAACAAACCAGCAAAGGAUAUGUAUGGAAAACUUAAAUUAUUCGGUGCCAAUGAAAUUGCUCCAUUAGGUCUUGGUGAUGAUCAAGAUGCAGAUGGCUAUCAAACUGGAUAUAAUUUGUGGGAGCCAAUAAUUUGGGAAUUUUUUGGUGUUACAAAUGCAGGUAAUUAUCAAGAAGCUGCACCAAUCACUAAUGAAGAUAUGAAGCUUGCUUCGGAUUUUCUUAGGGGUACAAUUGUUGAGGGUCUUAAUGAUGAAAGUACUGGUGCAAUUUCAGCCACGGAUCAACAAUUGACCAAAUUUCAUGGAAUUUAUAUGCAAGAUGAUAGAGAUAUUCGAGAACAACGUAAAGCUGAGGGGUUGGAACCAGCUUAUGCUUUUAUGAUCAGAGCUCGUCUUCCAGGUGGUACAUCAACUCCAGAACAAUGGUUAAAAAUUGAUGAGUUAAGUGAUAGUAGAGGUAAUGGCACAUUUAAAAUCACUACUAGAGCUACAUUUCAAUUACAUGGAGUUGUUAAACAUGAUUUGAAACCAGCCAUUAGAGGUAUCAAUUCAACAUUGAUGGAUACAUUAGGAGCAUGUGGUGAUGUGAAUAGAAAUGUGAUGGUUAGCGCAUUGCCAGAGAAUCAAAAAGUGCAUAAACAAAUUGCUGAAACAGGUACCAUAAUCUCUGAGCAUUUGCUACCACAAACAACUGCAUACCAUGAAAUUUGGCUUGAAGGUGCCGAUGAAUCAGAUAAAGUGAAUAAACCUGAGGUGUGGCAAAAUAGAAAAGAUGGACCAAAAAAGAAAAAAGUGAUGGUUGCAGGAAACGCACUAGUUGAUCAAGAACCAUUUUAUGGCAAUAAUUCGUUAUAUUUACCAAGAAAGUUUAAAGUUAGUAUUUGUGUUCCACCUUAUAAUGAUGUUGAUGUUUACUCAAACGAUGUUGGAUUGAUUGCAAUUGUUGAUUCCAAGAGCAAUGUGUUGGGUUAUAAUGUUUUAGUUGGUGGUGGUAUGGGUACUACACAUAAUAAUAAAAAGACAUAUCCAAGAACUGGAUCAUCAUUUGGAUUUGUUGAUUAUGACGAUAUUAAAGUUGUUGUUGAAAAAAUUAUGUUGAUUCAAAGAGAUUUUGGGGACCGUAAGAACCGUAAACAUGCCAGAUUAAAAUACACCAUUGAUGAUAUGGGAGUUGAUGUAUAUAAAUCCAAGGUGGAAGAAUUAUGGGGUAAAAAGUUCCAGAAAGAAAGAGAGUUCAAAAUUGAGUCUAAUAUCGAUCAUUUUGGAUGGACCAAAGAUGAAACUGGAUUAAACCAUUAUACAUGUUUCAUUGAAAAUGGUAGAGUGGAAGACACAGUGGAGUUGCCACAGAAAACCGGAUUGAAAAAAAUUGCUAAAUAUUUGUUGACAGCCAGCUCAGGUAGUUUCAGAUUGACAGGAAACCAACACAUUAUAAUUUCCAACAUCCUUGAUAGAGAUGUGAGUAGGGUUGAAAAAUUGAUGAAGAAAUAUAAAUUGGACAAUUCUAAUUUUUCGGGGUUAAGAAUUUCGUCAGCAGCUUGUGUCGCAUUUCCCACUUGUGGGUUGGCAAUGGCAGAGAGUGAGAGAUACUUACCAGUGAUAAUAACAAAGCUAGAGGAGGCAUUGGAGGAAUAUGGAUUGAGACAUGAUUCUAUAGUGAUGAGAAUGACCGGAUGUCCAAAUGGAUGUUCCAGGCCUUGGUUGGCAGAAAUUGCAUUGGUUGGUAAGGCGUAUGAUACGUAUAAUUUGUUGUUGGGUGGUGGCUACCAUGGACAGAGAUUGAACAAGUUGUAUCGAUCCAAUGUGAAAGAAAAGGAGAUUCUCAAGAUAUUGAAGCCAUUGUUCAAGCGUUGGUCUUUGGAGAGACACCAGGGGGAGCAUUUUGGGGACUUUUUGAUUCGAGCCAAGGUGAUCAUGCCCACCACCGAAGGAAAGUAUUUCCACGACGACGUCCCAGCAGAACCGUAG